AUGUCAGGUUUGAAAACUUCUGCUAAAUGUGUUUUAUACACUUCAAAAGGUGACUUGGAAGUUGAGUUAUGGGCUAAGGAAUGUCCAUUAACAUGCCGCCAUUUUAUAGAAUCUAGUCAAAGAGGAAACUUUAAUAAUGACUCCUUUAACAAUUACAUCAAGGGUAAAUAUUUAUCGUUGGUACGAUCCACUGGUAAUGGACAGUCUGAAAAGUUACAUUCUAUUGAAUAUAAUUCAAGAUUAUCUAUAUCGCAAGAUGGGAUAUUAAGUUGGGAUAUUAAGAACGAGACAUUUUUAAUUAGUACAGAUGAGUGGCUAAAUUAUCCUCGUAACGAGUUAACUAUAUUUGGUAAGUUAGUUGGAGGAUCGAUUUAUAAACUAAGGGAAUGGUUAAGAAAUGAUCUAGAAAAUGACUCUCAAGGUACAAAAUUUAUAUAUCCACCUAUCAUCAACAACAUCGAAAUUACAAUACCAUACUUCAAUGAUAUAUCUGCAGAUCAGCCUCGAGAAGAUAAGCCAGCAAUGCCCUCUGAACCUCCCAGGAAAAAAAUGAAGUCAGUGGCUAAGGUGAAACUCAGUUUUAAUGAUGAUGAAGAGGAUGAGGAAGAAUAUGGUGAUUUAAUACCGAUGAAAACAAAAAUAAGAAUGAAAGCUUCACCUUUAUUAUAUCGUAGACAAAAGAAACACAAUACAAAAAUAAAAUCUGAACCUUCUGAAGUUGAUAAUAGGAAUACUAAGGAAAUUCCAACUGAUAAAUUUUCCGAAAGUUCAUCAGAUGCACCCAGCGAAUUUAAUGAUACUACAUCAACAAUUCAGAAUAAAUCCAAUAAAAAAGUCGAUCCAAUGGCUCUUUUAGCUAAAAUGAGAGCCGCUAAUAAUGGUAAAAACAUUUUUUCAUAA
Molecule: messenger RNA, 900 nt
Organism: Maudiozyma barnettii
Lineage: Eukaryota; Fungi; Ascomycota; Saccharomycetes; Saccharomycetales; Saccharomycetaceae
Gene: CWC27
Product: putative peptidylprolyl isomerase CWC27
Exons: 1
Coding region: 1-900 (299 amino acids)
Biological process (GO): protein peptidyl-prolyl isomerization
Cellular component (GO): catalytic step 2 spliceosome
Molecular function (GO): peptidyl-prolyl cis-trans isomerase activity
Source: RefSeq, a predicted model, not a curated record